UCAGACCUUGCUGUCCACUUCCUUCUUAGUUUUAAAAUUCUAGGAGAAGAAUCAAGUCAGUAUUCGGAUAAUAGAGAAACUUUGAAGCAGUGAUUAAUAAAUAGUGCGUAAUCUAGCAAAAAGUGCAGUUAUGUUUAGAAUUUCAUAAAUUCCUACACUCUAAAUAAUUGAGAGAUUUCGAAUGGACCCACGUGCAGGGAGUGGAUUUUCAUGCUCUACGUGCUUAAAAACGCUCACCAGUAAGGCUGGUUUAAAGUAUCACAUGUUCACCCAUGACGUCAAUGCGAAGGUCAAAUGCAAGAUCUGCGGGAAAGUUUCGAAAAAUCCUCUGGCUUUAUCCGUCCACAUAAGAAUGCUUCACACCAGCCGAGACCGACCCAGUUACGACAUUUGUCACCGUGUAUUUUACACAUCUACAGAUUUACGAAGACACAUUGGUGCCGUUCACAGCACGAUCGAACGGCCUCGGUUUCAGUGCGGGUUUCCUGACUGUGAUAAAUCUUACCCAGUGAAAGACGAUGUUUCGAAACACACAAAACGUGAGCAUACCGAGAAUCCUACCCGAUUCCCGUGCGCACUUUGCGGAAAAGAAUUUAAAACCAGGCGUGUACUUUUGACGCACAUUACCACCCACACGACGGAGAAGGCCUACAUUUGUUCCGUUUGUGGGAGGAGGUUCCCAGGCGCAGGCAAUUUAAAAAGCCACGAGGUUACACAUUUGGAAAAAUCUACCCGAAGAAUUUUCAAGUGUGAACGUUGUCCCCAGAUGUGCUCACGUAGGUCCGACUUGCAAAAGCAUGUCAAAGUUGUGCAUGAAAAUCAGAGGAAUCAUUCGUGCACAUUUUGUGACAAAACGUGUUCAACAUCAGGCAACUUGAGGCGUCACGUGGAGGCGAGACAUUCCGCUAAUCGGGAUAAGAUUCACUCGUGCGAUAAAUGUGACUACGUUACCCACUCGAAAGUUUAUUUGGCUCAACACGUGAGGCGCCACAAUCCUGCGAAUCGACCAGAGUGCUACUUCUGCAGGAAGAAGUUUUGUAACUUUUCGAGAUUGGUAACACACUGCCGUCGUCAUACUCUUGAAUGACUGUAAUUUAGGAAAUUUCUCGUGUUUUUUUCUACGUACAUAUAUGUAUAUCCUUAUACGCCGACGAGACACAGAUAAAUAUAUGUACAUAUCUUCAUUAUUGCACCCGAUUAGAACUUCGAUGACGAAAUGAAUCGACACAUAAUAGGUAUUCCCAAAUAGUUAGCCGUAAUAUUUGAAUAAACAUCUUAAAUUUGAUAAAAGUUAAAAGCCUCAGAAACAAUGUUAUUUUCCUAUGCGUUUCCUGUGCUUUUGGAGUGCUUCGCGACUGUUUUUAGCUACCUUUUUUGAGAUUUUCGGCCUCGUUUGAUAAAAUAGUUCAAAUUUUUGGCUGACGUUUCUAGAUUACAAUAUUAUUUCCUGGAUAAAGGCUAAAAUUGAAAUUUGGGAACGUUAUAUUAAUUGCAUUUUAUCCGUUUUCAGGUGAAGCGAAAUAUUUUUGGUUAGAAUUAUUUACUGGUUCUGCUUGAACGGUUUUUUGUAGCUAGGAGAGUUUUGCUAUGUUCAAAUAAAAUAAAUUUGAUAAUUUCGGCAGUAAAUCGUA
Molecule: messenger RNA, 1631 nt
Organism: Folsomia candida
Lineage: Eukaryota; Metazoa; Arthropoda; Collembola; Entomobryomorpha; Isotomidae
Product: PR domain zinc finger protein 5-like
Exons: 4
Coding region: 182-1087 (301 amino acids)
Biological process (GO): regulation of transcription by RNA polymerase II
Molecular function (GO): RNA polymerase II cis-regulatory region sequence-specific DNA binding; DNA-binding transcription factor activity
Source: RefSeq, a predicted model, not a curated record